GCGAUCGGAGUGAUCGAGAUCGGAGCAGGCAAGAAAAUAGGACGGCCAGCGUUUCGGUGGAAAACAGCCGGGCAGGAGUGCUAAGGAGUUUUUCCGCCCGAAACGAGUUAGGCUGCCGUUCGGAGUUCUAAUCGGAUAGAGUGUCGCAGCAGAGCCCAAGCAAAUAAGGAAGACGAAACUGGUGUGUCCUUUUGUCUUGCCGUGCGCAUUCCACUUACUGUCGAGCUAGGUGCAGACGCAACGGCGCAAAGAGAACGGCAAAGUGGCCAGAAAGUAGAAAAACAAGUGCCCGGUGCAAUCGGAUCCCUCGUGCGUCGGUCUGUGUGCGAUUCUAGUGAACCGAGCGUGAUAUUUGCAACACACGCGAAAUACCACCAAAGUGACAACCUGUUUUCGUUCAACUGCAGCCGCCAGCAUUAGCCGCCAUUGAGGUGACGCAUAAGACGGUGCAGCUAGGAGAAGCAACAAACCGUGGGAGCUUAACGAAGCACUAAUCCCGCCGAACGACCGCGUUGAAGAAGGCGAGACUAGAAGAAGUGAACAUUCGUUCCAACAACCUUGAGUUUCGCACAGCCCAACCGGUGACAGCAAACCGUCAACUAGCGGACGAUACAAACCAACAUGAUUCACGUGGACGAAACGGACCCGAUGGGAGAUGUGCCACCGGCGUUUCCGUACCGGGAGGUGGAAAUUCAGCGAGGCCUGGACCCCAAACAGUUGUACGAACUGAGCAGCGAGCUCGGCAGAGGGAAGUUUGGUGUGGUGUACAAGUGCAAGGAGAAGUCGACCGGCGUCCGGUUGGCGGCCAAAUUCAUCCAGACCGUGAAGAAGGGCGACCGGCGCAACAUCGAGCGGGAGGUUCACAUGAUGAACGUUCUGCACCACGCAAAGAUCGCGCAGCUGUACGCGGCGUACGAGUUCGAUCGAACGUUUUGCGUCAUGAUGGAGCUUGUGGAAGGUGGUGAGCUGUUCGAUCGGGUGCUGGACGAGAAGUUUAUUCUGACCGAGCGCGCCUGCUCGAUCUUCAUGCGCCAGAUCUGCGAUGCCGUGGCGUACAUUCACGGCAACAACAUCAUCCAUCUGGACAUGAAGCCGGAGAACAUCCUGUGCCUGACGGAGGCCGGCAAUCGGAUUAAGAUCAUCGACUUUGGGCUUGCCCGCGAGUACGACCCGGACAACAAGCUGCAGGUCCUGUUCGGAACGCCCGAGUUCGUUGCCCCGGAAGUGGUCAACUUCGAGGCGAUUUCGUUCGCGACCGACAUGUGGAGCGUCGGGGUGAUCGCGUAUGUGCUCGUUUCCGGUCUGUCGCCGUUCGCCGGUGAGGAUGAUAUACAGACGAUGGGCAACAUCACGAUCGGGCGGUACGAUUUUCUCGACGAAGCGUUCGAUAACGUGUCGGAAGAAGCGAUCGACUUCAUCAACCGGUGUUUAGUGAAGGAACAGAAAGAGCGUCUGUCGGCUGAGGACGCCCUGAAGCACAAGUGGGUCAAACGGAAGCCACAGUAUACGCCAACGAACCGGCGGCCAUCGAUCACCACCUUCAAACCGAUCCUGCUCGAGAGCAACAACAAUAACACCAAUGAAAUCGAUAAGGACAACCUGAAGGAGCUGGUCGGCAAGUGGAACGAGACGCCCAACAACCGGUACACGUUCGAGCAGGACACGGAAAACAUAAUCUCGCCGGCCGGCGACUCGGUGCAACUCCGGCGACCCACGCUACCGGAACUGUCCGGUCUGCCCACUUCCGGUAGCCGCCGUGGUAGCAUAGCGCGGGACUCAUCCGUUGAAGAAGUGGAAACCAUCGACAACAGGAGCGACACACCGAACGGGAACAGCAGCCUCGAUAGCCUCAUUAGCUACCACAAUGAUCACCAUGACGAGGGCGAGGAUCGAACUCAACGUUUGAUCUGUAACGGAAAUGUUGUGCCCAUCGUUGAAGCUUCGGAACAGCAGCGAGUGGAGUCGGUGCAGGAACUCUCGGAAGGUUAUGCAUCGUUGGAAACGGAGGAACAACAGCCUAAGCCUAACGACACUACUAACACCGAUCCGGAAGCGGCCGCUGAUCGUGUUGAUGAAAUUAUAGCAGCAACUGACCACAGCCCACAGCGCGUAACACCUAACGCUAGUAACGCUGCACUUGAAGACUGCGAGACCGAUCGCGCAGCUGUAGAUAGUGAUCGCUGUAGUAUUAAUGGUAGUGGCAGCAUCAGCAGCUAUAGUGAUAGUAUUGGCAGUAUUAGUAGCUUUAGUAAACUGACAAACUGUAGAGCAGCUGCAUGCGAGGCUUUUACUAAGCUGGCUCCGGACGCUCGCCCCGAACCGUCGGGCAUCGUUCCGUCCGGACACGUCCCCUUCGAUACCACGAACACUUCCUCUGACACUGACACUGAUGUACGAUCGGCGUACGGUUUGUGCCUCUCUACAGAUCGGUCCCCCCUUACAGACAAACAAGCCGACACGUCGGAAGCCCCCUCGGACACGGGGCCACCAACCGUGGGCGAGUUAGGCGACCGCUCGACAGACCUGAACGAAGCCCCACGGGCCAAGGUACGUGACGAUUUGCGUAAGCUUUCCGAUUUACUAAAACUCUCCCUCACGAACGUCGCGAAGGAGUUGGAAGGUUCCGUGACGGGCGACCCGUUCGAAGCCGAAAGCAGCACGGCUCCACUGUCGCCAACGGUCAGUAGCUGCAGCAGCAGCACGGCGCAGGAGCUGGACAGUGAUCUGGAGAACCUCAAGACGAAGGUCCACACGAUCCGCACCUCGCGGGCCCAGAAUAAACUGAACGAGUUGGCCCAACGGCCGGACUUUCUGGCCAACGACCCAUUCAAACUGCCCACGUUCCGCUUCCUGCCGAAAUCGAUCAGCCUCUGCAACGAGGACUCGGUGUUCAAGGAGAACUACACCAAGUUCUGUGAUCGGAAUGCAUCCCGUGAAUCGAGCGUGGUGGCCGCUACGGAGGAGGUUAAGUCCACCACCGUCGACAAGGUUCGCAAGAAGUCUUCCACCAGUUCGGGGAUGAAGAAGAAAAAAGACUCCGGCGAGGGCGCUAAAACAACGACCACCACAACGACGACGACGACGACUUUCGCGAGUGGUGGCGAAGGAAAAAUGUGUCCCUCGACCACGGUCCGGAAGACGAUCGUGAAGCAGCAGAAGGUGAUAGUGGACGAGCAGGAGUCGAAACCGGAGCCGGACACGCCGACCAUCGGUCGCCGGAAACCUCCGCUAGGGCAGAUGAAGAGUAUCGAAGCGUCACAGGCGAUCGGGAACUCGAUGUCGAUUAGUACCGCUUCCGUGAAGCGCACCAAGUUCCGGGUAAACCAGAUGAGCAGCCGCGACGUGCCGGUGGCCAUAAAUCCCGUGGCCCAGCGAUACCUAGAACGAAGCUGUGGCACCAUGAAGGCCGGCGGUAAGCCAUUGUUGGACGAUACGAACCUGGCGCUUGGGAAAGUGUUGCAUCCGGUGAACGGUGGUGGCCCAGCGGUCGGGAACAGGGUGAAUCGUGACACUACCGAAACCGGCACGUUUGAUGAUUCGGUGACGGUAAAUAAUCUGCGAAAUAGUGCACUGAAGUUGCGCAGCCUAUCGGUCGACUGGGACGUGGUCGAUGCCGUCGAGAAUCGGUCGAUGAAGACGAUCAAUAGCUUCCUGAAACGACACGCCGUAGCCAGCUCGGCCGUACGGCAGAUACAGGCCCAACUCGAGGCCACCGUUACACACAAAUGACGCGCACCGUAAAACUAUCCGCGGGGACACAUUCUAGAAUUAGAACCGUUUCAGAACUGACCGAGCGCUUCGGUCCGGUCCGUAGGGAAGGUGUAUAUACAUUUCAGCACUCCCCUUCUACUAUUUAUAUACGCCAUGUGUAUUUAAUUGUAGAAUUUAGUCUUAGGAGAAGUGGU
Messenger RNA from Anopheles bellator, 3905 nucleotides. Its product is annotated as probable serine/threonine-protein kinase DDB_G0277165. Gene Ontology annotation, biological process: protein phosphorylation; positive regulation of apoptotic process; intracellular signal transduction. Bases 622 to 3729 code for a protein of 1035 amino acids. Lineage: Eukaryota; Metazoa; Arthropoda; Insecta; Diptera; Culicidae. The transcript has 9 exons. The record is from RefSeq and is a predicted model, not a curated record. Gene Ontology annotation, molecular function: protein serine/threonine kinase activity; ATP binding. Gene Ontology annotation, cellular component: nucleus.